Messenger RNA from Pistacia vera, 2060 nucleotides. Its product is annotated as double-stranded RNA-binding protein 1-like. Lineage: Eukaryota; Viridiplantae; Streptophyta; Magnoliopsida; Sapindales; Anacardiaceae. The transcript is spliced from 11 exons. Gene Ontology annotation, molecular function: double-stranded RNA binding. The record is from RefSeq and is a predicted model, not a curated record. Bases 34 to 1689 code for a protein of 551 amino acids.
UCCAUAAACCAGAAGCAAAAACAGUGAAAAAUAAUGUACAAGUCACGGCUUCAAGAGCUCUGUCACCAGCGAUCAUUCAACUUACCGGAAUACACGUCAACCAAACAGGGCCCGGACCACAACCCUCGCUUUCAAGCUACUGUUACCGUCAACGACAUCCUUUUCACCACUCCCAAUCUCUGCAGAUCAUCCAAGGAGGCCCAAAACACCGCCGCCCGACUCGCUUUUGAACACUUCUCUUCUUCUCAGCCCGCCGUUUCAUCCUCUUCUGGAUCUUCAAGUGCUAGCUCAGUGCUAAUUAAUGUGCCACAAACAGAUCAAAGUCCUCAAGUCAGUGCAACCACCUCAGUGGUCAAAGAUGAUUACAGAUUUAGAGGUCAAACUCCUCAAGUUGAUGCAGCCACCUCAAGUGGCAAAGAUGUUUUUGGAUCAAGAGAUGAAACUGCUCUUUUCAAUGCAAACUCCUUAGUGGUCAAAGAUGUUUGCAGAUCAAGAGGGUCAGCAAGUGCUAGUACAUUGCAAAUGAAUAUACAACAAACAGAUCAAACUCCUCAGGUUAGUGCAGCAACCUCGGUCAUCAAAGAUGAUAACAGAUUAAGAGGUCAAACUCCUCAAGUCAAUGCAGCCACCUUAAUUGGGAACGACGUUUACGGAUCAAGAGAUCAAACUCCUCUGGUCAAUGCAACCUCCUCAGUUGUCAAAGAUGUUUGCAGAUCAAGAGAUACGUUACACCUGUACAAGAACCAGCUACAAAGCUAUGCGCAAAAGAGAAAUCUUGCAUUUCCUAUAUAUUCUUGUGAGCGGGAAGGUCCUCCUCAUGCUAGUUGCUUUAAGUGUAAGGUCACAGUUGGUGGACAGAGUUACGAGUGUCAGGAGUUUUUCCCCACAUUAAAGGAAGCUGAGCAUGGAGCAGCAAAAGUUGCUCUAAUGUCAUUGUCUUCAGAUGGAGUUCAAGAGGAUGAGUCUGGUUUCUACAAGAACCUUUUACAAGAAUUGGCUCAGAAAGAAGGUUAUGCUUUGCCUGUUUAUCAUACAAAUCGAACUGGUGAAGCUCACGCACCAACUUUUGUUUCAACUGUUGAGGUAGAAGCAGAAGUUUUUACUGGGCAGGAAGCAAAGACGAAGAAGCAGGCUGAGAUGAGUGCAGCAAAAGUUGCUUACCUGACUCUCAAAGAACGUAAACCAACUCAGAGGCCAACAGUUCUUUCAGCAGCCAUCCAAGCACAAGCUGACUACAAAUAUUCCAGCUUGCAAUCAAAUUUAACUAAUGAUGUUCAUCAUAAGAACCAACCUACAGGUCACGUGGUACUUAAUCAAAGUUCAGUUGAAGCUGAAGAGGGUAGAGUGAACGGUGACGUCAGCAGUCAACAUCUCAUCGAUGCAUUUCCACAACCAGUGAUUGAUCCGAAUUGGAAGAGAGAAUCGUCUCCAUCUUUCCCAUCUGCUCCUUCAACGCCGGAUAAUACCCCCCCUUCAUCUUCUUUGCAUUCUGAUAGCUCUGCUAAUGUAGUUCCUGAAUCUAGUAUUGGAGCAGGAGUUGGAACACAUACCUCUACCGAUACCUCUACCGGCACAAGAAUUAGAGUUUGCCCAAGCACGCCUAACAUGAUAUUUCCCAGAGGCAGCACGUUGUUGCGAAGUGACGAUAAGUGGGUUGCCUUAAAGUUUGGAUGUCAAUCAAAUCAAUGAAGUAAAUAUCUUAGCUUACAUACUUCAUUGCUAACUGUGAGGCUUCGGAGCUCACAUUAUGGGUGGAAACCAAGUACUGCAUAUGUGACUAAUUAUUUCAACGUAGGAAUGGCUAAUACUGGUGGAUUAUGCUUUUCUUGAACAUUGAAUUAGAUACCCACCAGAGCAUAAUGAAGUCUGCCUAUACUAAUGUUAUUUAUUUGUAUUCUCAUAAUGAAGUAUGACAUUGGAUCAGAUUGAUCCGGGGUUGAACUGGUGGGAACAAUGUUGAAUUGCGAUUCCACCAUUGGGUCAGAGAACUGGUGGCUAAAUCGGAUUACUAAAAUGUAGUUUCAAAUUUUCAAUUUCAAAUGAUAUCAUGUUAAUGUCAA